AUGAAUUCUGAGAGCUUGCAGCUAUGUACAGAGGGACUUGGUUUUGAAAGCUCUGAUGACGUUGAGGACUUGAAGAGUGAGAUAGGUGAAGAUUGGCAAACACAGCAGAAGAGAGAAAGUAUUGCAAAGCAUUCUCCAACAGAGAAUCUAUGCAGCGAUUUCAGAAGGUCAAAAACAUGUGGCAGAACAUUCCCUCCUCCGAUUUCUAGUAUAGGGAAGAGCGGUAAGCCUUGGGUUUGCUUCAAGUCAUACAGGCAUGAAGGCAGAUUCGUCCUUAAGGAGAUAAUGAUGCCCAGCCAAGAAUUUUUGCAUGCAUGCAGAGAAGAUGGGCGUCUAAAGCUGCAGUUUAUUCAGCCAAAUGAUGAUAUCCUGGAACUUGAAGAAGAGGGUUUUGAGGAAGAUGAAGGGUUUGAAGAUGUAGACGUAGAGGAUGAGGACAGUGAAAGCUUUGAUGAUGUUGAAGAAGAGAGAAGGAUGGUUGACAACAGAAGAAAUGAAGUCAGAAAAAUUUCGCAAUAG
Messenger RNA from Mangifera indica (mango), 519 nucleotides. RefSeq lists its product as uncharacterized. The coding region runs from base 1 to 519 and encodes 172 amino acids. The record is from RefSeq and is a predicted model, not a curated record. NCBI's taxonomy places the organism in Eukaryota, Viridiplantae, Streptophyta, Magnoliopsida, Sapindales, Anacardiaceae. The transcript has a single exon.